AUGGAAGACGUCACACUUCACCAUUUCAGAUGGCGUAAACCAGUGGAGAAUAAAAAUGGAGAAAUAGUAUACAAAACGUCGGAGACGCAGACAGCGGAAAUUAGUAGAAAAGAUGUAGAAUGUGUGGCGAAUUUUCAAAAGAGUCAAGAAUCCCAAACGGACGAUUUUAUGCAAAAUGGAGUUGGAGAUGGGAUCAAAAAGGAGAUAAGGAUCAGUAAAGAGGUCCUUGGCCACAUUUAUGAUUUUCUUCGAGACGAUUCGAAAGUGAAUUAUGAUCGACUUUUGGAAUUCCAUAAAUUUGAUAAAGUCUCGCUGGAAACGGUACAAAAGUAUCAUGUGGAGACCCGAAACGAGAAUAUAAUUCUGAUGAUUUCAAAUUCCUCCCGAAAAACUUUAAUCCUUUUUGGCGGCUUGUCCCAUGAGACAUUUUGCUCCCAUCAGGCUCGAGCAGUCCUUUGCUCAUCUUCUACAACUUCCUCUCUUCCCCUCCCAGUCUGUGCCAUUUCCGCCGUUUUCUAUUCGUCCACUCAGUUUUUAUUGGGCGAUAUUUCUGGAAAUAUUUCAAUGUGGACCAAGGAGAAAAUGAUUUUUGAGAAUAAGGUUACUGAUGGAUCAGUGACGUCGCUGGAAUUGUGUCGGUAUGGAUUACUGUCAGGAUCUGAUGAUGGAAAUGUGAUUUUAUGGAAAGUCGAAGAAUCGAAAAUUGAAAAAAUCGAGGGAAUCAAAUUGACGGUGUCGGAUUUGUCUAGAAAAAUCAGAAGGUCCAGUACGUCGAACAAGCCAGUUGCCAUUGUUAGUAUGCAAGUAUCCGGUGACGAAGUGUGCGUGGCAACUGAAACCGGCGGUCUCUACCUUCUAACCCUCCCGACUCUGGAAUCAAAACCUUUAACUCAAUCUGCCACUUCAAUUUUCAAAAUCCUCUACGAACACCCCUACAUUGCAGUAGUAUAUCAUACGAGUAAUUCUGCAAUUUUCAAUUCAGAAGGACUAGUUGAUGAGAUCCCAUUCGUAGCAACACUAGCGGUUAGAUGCGGCGCCUACUUCAUCUUCUCCAACCAAUCCCGCCUCAUCAUUUGGUCAAUGAAUACGCGCUCUACUGUAAUCGAUGAAAAUCUCAAUUGCCACUCUAUAUGCUCACUUUCAAAUGACACUUUGCAAGUGCUGGAUGGAGAUUUUAAUUUGGUUUCUAAUUUUUUGAAUGAUCAUUAA
Caenorhabditis briggsae is the source of this 1209-nucleotide messenger RNA. NCBI's taxonomy places the organism in Eukaryota, Metazoa, Nematoda, Chromadorea, Rhabditida, Rhabditidae. Gene Ontology annotation, molecular function: protein binding. The record is from RefSeq and is a predicted model, not a curated record. Bases 1 to 1209 code for a protein of 402 amino acids. The transcript has 7 exons.